Messenger RNA from Sitophilus oryzae (rice weevil), 921 nucleotides. Its product is annotated as locomotion-related protein Hikaru genki-like. The transcript has 2 exons. Bases 501 to 800 code for a protein of 99 amino acids. NCBI's taxonomy places the organism in Eukaryota, Metazoa, Arthropoda, Insecta, Coleoptera, Curculionidae. The record is from RefSeq and is a predicted model, not a curated record.
UAGACCAUGAUUCGUAUAUAAUCAUGCUGAUAAAAUUUAGUUUAUUUCCAUUUCCACCCUAUCGAGAAAAUCUGACAUAAAAUAAUCUGCGCAAGCCUAAUUUUCCAGCUGUUUUCCAAUGAUUUUCACGCACUAGCAAUGUCAGUUUUUCAAGAUUUUUCUCGCUACAUUACUCUAAGUAAACAUUGUUAACUAAAAACCACGAUUUAAAGCAAAAUUAAGUCUUUUUCAAGAGUUCUAUAUCAUAUAAAAUAUUAAUAAACACACAAAAGACACAAAAAGUUCCUCGAUUAAAGAAAAUAUGAUGGAAAAAGAGUGCGACAUAAAAAUAUUGUAAACCAAACCAAAACAGAAUGUGAAAAAUAAAAAAGAAACCAUAAAUUUUAAAAGAUACAUUUUUGUGGCAUAUUAUCGGUAUGAGAUCUAGCCAUGGUGGUGAAAUUUCCCAAGAAUAUAUACGGUGACCCAAAUAACAACCUGGAUUUCAACUUAAGAACAAUAUGAUUCUGAGUGAUAUUGCCCUACGAUUUUUCAUAGUUUAUUUUGAGAUUGGUGCUGUUUUUUCUAGCAAGGUUCUUCAAGAAGAUUUGACUUCUGAUUCAUGUUCACCUCCGCUACUAGCUCUUAACGGUACACAAACAGAGAAAGGGGAAUUAAGGAUAAAGAAGGACUAUUCCCAUGUGAAGGAGGUUAAGUUUUCUGGGUCCAUCGGACCACUGGGUGAGAAAAGAUUGUGCAAGAUCAAAUGCAUAGGUGGUCAAUGGGUUGGACCACUGUGCGUAGACCAGCAAGGUAUGUAGAGAAUGAUUUACUUCAAAAUACUAUGGUAGACAACCUUAAUAGUAUUUUGAAUUCUCCAAUAAAUACCAGAAUAUUAUACUGGGUGUUCAAUUUAAAAUAAAAAGACUAACUUGCCUUUAA